Molecule: messenger RNA, 2212 nt
Organism: Annulohypoxylon maeteangense
Lineage: Eukaryota; Fungi; Ascomycota; Sordariomycetes; Xylariales; Hypoxylaceae
Exons: 4
Coding region: 234-1949 (571 amino acids)
Source: RefSeq, a predicted model, not a curated record
GAGUUGCCUUAUCUGAAGAUCGACUUAGAUGUUGAAACUCAACUCCACUAACUACAGCUUAUCAUGGAAACUUUUCGAUAGUCCAACGUAGCUAGACCCGAAAGCACCUAUAUAUUAAGAUCCUUUCCUUCGAAAAAGAAACCUUGGAAGUUGACAACUCCUACUUUAUAGCCUUGCUCACUGGUUAUCCUCUCCUUUAGCCUAGGCUGCUAAGGCAACAGUUGCUAGGUACGAUGGGUUCGUACAUCUCAAUCGCCGAGUGCCAGACCCGUUACAACAUCACACUCAAUUGUGCUGUUAUUGGCAAUAAUGUCACCGUUGACGGGAAUAAUAUUGUGGAUGUGCCUUUUACGAGAAUCGGCGAUUACGGAAGAGGCGAGUUCCCUGGCGACCCUGAUAUCGCUGGUAUAGGAAUCCUUGGAGUCUUCGUCGCGGUCACUUCAUUCGCAGUAGCCGCCGGUAUGGCAUCGGUUGUCUGGCAGUUCCUAAAGACUUAUCACUGGAAGACCACUUACACGGACGAACAAAAGGAGAACAGACAACAUCGAACUAGUUUCUCCGAAAUCCUGGAAACACUCAUUCUUGCCUGUAGCGACCAACAGGUGUUCACAGGGGCGGCGUACGCCCUCACGCUUCGAUACUGGAGAGGAUGCACGAUCUCGGCCUACCACUACAAUAUAGUCGCGAAUAUGAUGUUGCUCAGUUGUGCCACUCAUCUGAUAUCGGUCACCAUUGUCCGGAACUACUGGAAGUUCCCGUGGCUGGCCGCCCUCCGCGUUGUCGCAAUCACCUGUGUUGUCAUAGUCACCGGCUUACUGAUGGCGAAUCAGAAUGCGAACACAGAUAUUCCGUUCCCUACCGGUAUUCCAAAUGCAAACGAGACUGAUAGUUCGAUAUUCCUUGCAGCCGCCUGCUUCCAGAAUAACCAGCAUACGGUGUCGGAUACGUUUAAAGAGACGACGUCGAGUGCCAGUACCUUCUUCCUCGACAAUCUCGCCCAGUCGACGCCGCGUAAUAAGAUCCAGGGUUGGAAUCUAUACAUCAUCACGGUGUUGUUUUACGGGGUCGCCAUUCUCGCCGAAAUCAUUAGAUGGGUCCGACGCGGUAAAAGUAGACCUGGGAUAAAGGCCGGCAUCGCUAAACAGUUCCGACGAUGCUGUAGCAUGGGGACGGUCCCGAGGAAGAUCGUCCAGAACGUGUUCCUGAUAUACCUCGUAGGUGGCGUGGGCCUCAGCUUCGCUACCACCGUCAUCUCGACUCAAUACAUAUUCGGACUUCGGUAUUGGGUAGAUAAGUCUGGAUGGAUGGAAAGGGAGAACAACCAGAAUCCGGAAAACGACGCGAAGAGUUUCGGUCAGCUGGUUCCCAUAUUCUCUAGCGCGUUGAUCGUGUUUAGCUUUGCUCAGAUUAUAAGUGAGAAACUCACGCGGCAUAAUAACCGCAAGCAUGAGAACGAAAAGCUACCGUUGCAGGACGGCACUAUCCAGUAUCUCGACCCUUCUAGUUACGACUUGGUACCCCCGCACAUUCCGGAGAAUAGAGGAGAAAGAGAAAAAGGAGGGUUGCGGUAUUUCAAGACGAAGAUGAUGAGUACGCCAAGCUUAUCUCCGCAAGCCGACCUAGAGAACCAGCUGCAAUUUUCGUGGAGGGGCGACGCAAACUUGAAUAACCAUCAAGUGGCCACUCCGCUGCUUAGCGAUAAUCAUUAUUUUUCGACUGUUCCGACGCAAGGCAUGCGAGAGCCCAGAAAGAGUUCGAGUCAUGAGGCGUUCACACCUCGGCACGGAACGACGCCACCGCCAUCACUGCCAUUCUCGGUACGACCGCAUGGCCACGCUCGGGGCGUAAGUUCGACCUCGUCCCGCAGCUUAAUGGGUAGCCCGAAUGUCUCCCAAGAGUCUACUCCGAGAUCAGGAAAUACGAGUAAAUUUUCGACUCGGCCGUUCUAGAAGAAAGGGAUAUAUUAUUCGUCGCUGUUUUUACGAUUUUACCGAAUACCGCAUACCGCAUAUAAUGUACCUAAUAUACGAAAAGGCGUGGGAUACCCCUUACAUGUAAUGAAGGAAUGAAGAAAUUAGGGACAUCUGGAGUUAAAAAAAGGAAUCGACGAUUUAUUUGAUCUUUUAUCUUUCUUCUGUUUGAUAUGUAUACUUACCUACCUACUAGGUACCUACCUAGGUAUGUACUAUUAAUACAAGUACAAGCUUUUUAA